AUGGAGCAGGUUCAGCGCAUUCGCAACAUGUGGCAGUUUGCCAACUUGUGCCAAUGGAUAUACAUCUUUGGUGAAGCUGCCUCAAUUGACGAUUCGGUUGACAUUGAAUGUAUUGAGGCAGAGUGUCUCAAGCCGAACUCGACGAUUCUAAACGAUGUUGCAUUAGCCCUCCUGAAGAUGGUGUCUUCACAACGUGGUCUCACGCAUACAUCAUUCGAUGACCAAGCUCGACGACAGUACAUCUUGAAAUUACCAGACUCCAAUCCAUUCGGCAACGAAGACGAGCCAAAGGCCUUUGCUGACCUCGAUAUAUUUACGAAAAUCAGAGUGAUGCAACAAUUCACCCAAUGGAUCAUGAUUCGGCCGGAACUCCUUCGGGAGAAAAUGAAGGAGCAAAAGGAUACAGAGCAAACGACCUGGCGAAUCGAACCUUACGGUUGGGAUAGCGACGACCGUACCUACUACGUUCUUGAUGACAAUCGAGUAUAUCGCCUGUCAGAAGCCCCUCCGAGCCAUAAAGCCGCCAGCUCCAAGCCUGCCCGUCAGCCUCGGCGUUCGGGCAAACGACGACGAAUAUCCGAAGCAAUCGACGACGAUAUUGCCCCCGUCAGCAUUGAGCCCGAGGCCGACUUUGAAGAUAGCCAUCUAGGGGGUAUGGUUUGGGAGUGUGUUGCAGUGACUCUUGAAGAAGUUCAGACCCUCGUUAACAACAUGGCCUCAUCACGAGAUGAAAACGAAAAAAUACUCCGAAGACAAUUGCGGGAUCAUCUUGUGCCAAUUCUAGAAAAGCAAGAAGAGGAUCGAAACCGCCGGAAGUUGAAACGCGAGAAAGAGCUGCAAACGCUCGCCAAGUUGGCUAAUGCUAAACGGUCAAGUCGAAUUGCGAUGAAGGCGGAGCAGCGGCAGCAAGAAGAAACUGCAAAGAUUGAGCAAGAGCAGCUCAGAGAAGCAGCCGCAAUUCAGCAGCGUGAAGAGCAAAAACGGGAAAAGGUUCAAAGGGAGCUUGAAACGAGACUCGUUUCCAGAGAGCAACGAUUGAAGAAAAGAGAGGAGCGUCGCCUGGUCCGCGGCGAGAGCGGUACGCCAGCUUCUGUAGACGAGGGCAGCGAAGCCGCCGCACCAGAUGGAACGUCUCAACAAUCUCAAACUCAGCUUGAAAUCGGUGCGAAUCCCUUGGGUACCAAAGAAAAGCAGGAGGAAGAGGAGGGGUGGGUGUUUGAUUGCUCAUGCGGCUUGUAUGGGCAGGUUGAUGAUGGCAACCACAGCGUUGCCUGUGAACGCUGCAAUGUAUGGCAGCAUAGCAAGUGUCUGGGCAUCAGCGAAGCUGCUGCUGAUCACCCAGACUUUCAUUUCAUUUGUGCUUCUUGUCGUCAAAAAGGCACGCAUGACGUGGCACCGAAAAGCCUCUCGCCACCCAAGCCUGAAGCCAAGCUUGAAGCCAAGCAUGGCGUCGAGCAAACAACUGAGCCCACCGCUGUCAACCUUGAGCCUGCUACUACUAUCAAAGUCGAGCUUCCUGUUGUCAGUAUUGGGAUGAAUGCUGUCAACGUCGAGCCCGCUGUCGUUAAUACUGAGCCUUCUGCGGCUAUUCGCACUGAGCCUGCUGCCGCCAUUACUCCUGGACCUGCUGCUGCUAUUCACACUGAGCAUGUUGAUGCGAUCCGUACUGAGCCUGCUGCUAUGAAUAGCGAGCAUAGAGCCAUCGACACUGGUUCAAUCUAG
Molecule: messenger RNA, 1722 nt
Organism: Trichoderma aggressivum f. europaeum
Lineage: Eukaryota; Fungi; Ascomycota; Sordariomycetes; Hypocreales; Hypocreaceae
Exons: 5
Coding region: 1-1722 (573 amino acids)
Biological process (GO): regulation of DNA-templated transcription
Cellular component (GO): RSF complex
Source: RefSeq, a predicted model, not a curated record